AUGGAGACGGAGGUGAUGAUUCCGUCGCCCCCAGCGGACUUCAACUUCGACAGUGCAUGUACAUCACCUUACAUAAGCGCCGCUUCGAGCCCUCAACGAUUCGGCACUUUCUUCUACAGCGUCCCCACCAGCCCCGACCGUGCAGCCGCCUUCUACAACGAAUUCAACCGGUCCUCCCAAUCGGCAGUCCCAUUUAACUGGGAAGAGAAGCCUGGAAUUUCCAAAACAAAAGAAAUAAACAGUACUUACUGUGCUGGUGAAGGUGAUGCUGAUCAGAGGGAUACAGAUUUUUCUUUUGAUUUUAGUGGGCAACUUGAGAAAAUUUCUUUAUCUGCUGAAGAACUUUUCGAUGGAGGCAAGAUCAAGCCAUUAAAGCCUCCCCCACGCUUACAAUCUAAGCCCCUCGAUUCUCCUAAAUCACCUCGAUCUCCCAAGAAAAUGAUCAAAGAUGCAUUCUCCCCACGCCACAGGAAGAAAGAUUUCGAUCCAUUCGCAGCAGCCAUUGAACAGACUCGUAAAGAAAACAUUCAAGAAACUUCGCGAGGAAGAGAAAGAAGUAGUUCAAGUUCUAGACACAAACAAACCAGAUCUUUAUCCCCUUUCCGUGUUUCAGAUUUGUUAUUUGAUCCCGAUACCAAUCGAGAAGACACCAAGGAUUCUUCUAAGUCAUCCUUGUUUUCAUCUUCAUCUUUCUCUUCAUUAUGGUACAAAAAAUGGAAGAUUAAGGACUUAUUACUGUUCAGAAGUGCAUCAGAAAGUCGAGCAACGGAUAAAAAUGAGUUCAACAAAUACGUGUUGCUGAAGAAAAACCAUCUGGAUGACGUAAAGAAUUCAAGUUUCAGAUCUACAGACAGUGCAGGAUCGGUGUCAAGUAGGAGAAGAGGGCCACAAAUUUCAGCUCAUGAAUUGCAUUACACUGUGAAAAGGGCAGUUUCAGAGGAGAUGAAGAAGAGGACUUUCUUGCCAUACAGGCAAGGAUUAUUAGGCUGCUUAGGCUUCAAUCCCAAUACUGUUCAUAAUAUGAAUAUCUCUAAAGGGCUUGGUCCUGCUGGUUCUCUGCCUCGUGGGUGA
Molecule: messenger RNA, 1071 nt
Organism: Fraxinus pennsylvanica
Lineage: Eukaryota; Viridiplantae; Streptophyta; Magnoliopsida; Lamiales; Oleaceae
Source: the annotation of a GenBank genome assembly